Molecule: messenger RNA, 1728 nt
Organism: Pyricularia oryzae 70-15
Lineage: Eukaryota; Fungi; Ascomycota; Sordariomycetes; Magnaporthales; Pyriculariaceae
Product: citrate lyase subunit beta
Exons: 2
Coding region: 202-1236 (344 amino acids)
Biological process (GO): oxaloacetate metabolic process
Molecular function (GO): magnesium ion binding; catalytic activity
Source: RefSeq, a predicted model, not a curated record
GCAACUCAACUCCUCUCCCUCCUUAUACUUGCAAUACCUUAUACUCGCCUUUGGGUCCAUCUCAUGACGGAGCUACCAAUUGAUGUCUAGCAUGCUGUAGAUUGAAUUCAAAAACUCAACCCUGAGCCGGCAGAGCUACCAACAAUCGACCUUGGGUUACGUUUCUCCUGUGUCGGGCAACGUCUUGUGGUCCUUGUCAUCAUGGCUUCGACUUCACUUCUUCGCAGGGCGCUAUUCUACGUCCCUGCAUCAUCCCCAAAACACAUUGCAAAGUCCUUUACUCUAAAAUCAGACAAUGUGACCUACGACCUUGAGGACUCGGUGUCUGUUGCCAGCAAAGAUGCCGCCCUUGAGAGCCUGCUCCGUCACCUCAAAUCACUAGAAGGGCGGCCGCAGUUCAUUCGUGAGGUCGCAGCGCGCGUUAAUCCAGUUCAAACUGCCCAGGGCAGCAGAGAGCUCACCGCGCUAGCUGCGCUCCCACAGGUGGACGCAAUCCUCCUCCCCAAGGUCGACUCUAGCCGCGAUGUUCUGGAAGCCGCGCAGCUAGUUGAUACGGCAGAUGUGGAGCGGAGAGACGCGUUUGCAACGCUGCGGCAAAAGCAGACUGGUCAUGGCAGCGACAGCAAUGCCAGUGGAAACUACCGGCGCAUCUCGCUAAUCGCCCUCGUCGAGUCGGCCCGGGCCGUCGAGGACCUGCGCGAGAUCUGCACCGCUCUCCAUGGUAGAAAGUCAGACUCGGGCGAACCGCUGGCCCAACUGUCCGGGAUUGUAUUUGGCGCGGAGGACUUUGCGCGGGACUUGAGCAUCACGCGUACGCCAUCACUGGCCGAGUUCCAGUACGCUCGCAGCAAGAUGGUGACGGCCGCUCGGGCUUACGACGUCCCUAGCAUCAUUGACCUUGUCUGUACCGCCUACAAGGAGCCUGCCCGGCUAGAGGAGGAGUGCCGGAAUGGCAGGGGCAUGGGCUUCAGCGGGAAGCAGGUCAUACACCCGGGGCAGCUCGAGACGGUUAACGUCUUGUUCGGCGUGUCGGAUGCGGAGGCCGAAUGGGCUGUCCGGAUAGUUGUUGCCAAUGCCAAGGCCGAAGCACAAGGACGCGGGGCCUGGGCGAUGGACAAUCAGAUGAUUGACGCGCCGGUCAUUGGGCGGGCGCAGGGGCUUGUUGAAAGGGCGAGGCUUUGCGGGAUAGAUGUCGACGCCCUGAUGGAAAUGUGGAAAGAUCAGCAGCCUGAAUAGCUAAACUUUUAGCUUCAGCCACGCACUCGAAGAAAGAUUAAUGACUUCCUACGGAUUUCAACGAUAUUUCCGGUCGCCCAGGGAAAUAACAUCUAAGUUACAGAUACAAACACCUACCGCAGAAGUGUUCCAGUGACUUGAGCCGAAGUUUUGAUUUUCUUGUCUCACAUACGUGCUUGCAGCGUCCAUUGGGUGACAAGAACUCUGCUUGGCCGGAACAAAGUGUUUACUGAUCCUGAAGAUAGGCCCCGCGUUUAAGAUCAAAAAAAAAAAAAAAGAAAAGGCUGCCGCAACAAGUGGAAUGAUGCAGAAUGAGUCCAUACACGGAGACUCAAUUUGAUAAGCCCUGAGGUGGCGGCCUUCUGGAAUCGGAUUGGGCAUGCACAUAGGCACCAGUCGAAUAUACAAGACUCGAACGCAAACAAUAACACCCUAGCCAAAGAAGAACAGAUUUAUACAUGAAGAAAAGGCCAAGAACGAUCCACAACGCCG